CGGGAAAUGAACUCAAACAGCUGGAUGAGGAGAGAGACUGGUGCAGUGGUUUGACAGCCCCUGGCAACCCUGGGGUGGAUGUCUGCCUCACCUGUAGAUGGCAGAAGCGGGGAAGACAUGCGUCUAGCCUGCCUAAACGUGGACGAGAAGAAGAAGAAGACGAAGAAGCGGAAGAGGACGCGCGCUAAGCAACAAGUUGGUAGUUGAAACCAGGCACCGUGUUGGUUGCUGUUUCUUAAGAGCUGCUCACAGUCCUCACAGAGAGAUGCAGGGUGCUGGAGGCAGCGCCGAUCAGUCGCAUCCUCUGUUUGGAGGAGCGCUGUCAGCUGUCAUCCCCCACAGUGCCACAGACAUCAGUGAGCUGAGGGAGAUCCCGGACAACCAGGAGGUGUUUGCUCACGCACACACCGAUCAGAGCCUCAUAGUGGAGCUGGUGGAGUACCAGGGUCAGGUGGCGGACCAGGAUUCUGCCAGGUACCACUUUGAGGACAUCGCAGGCAGUAACAAAGCUCUGGAGCAAGGUGCUUUUGAAGUGACCAGUGUUGUGGCUCUGCCCAAAUCGGAUCAGUCCCUGUCAGAGUGCAGCUCAGCCUGGAUGCUGACUGGCACACAGUGUGUAUCCAAGUUCAAUGAAGAGGCGAGGAAUACGGUGACCCUUCACCUGGGUCUGUUCCGUCUGCCCCAGUUCUCUACAGACAUCCUGAUCACCUUCAAUGACCCGCAGAGUAUCAGCCCUGACAGCAGCAGUGCUGCUGCUGUGGGGACACACAGAGUGCCGUGGACGGUGCAGGACUUCCAGCGCUUGUUGCAGACUCUGACUCUGCACAAUCCUGGGCUGUUUGGUUAGAGUAACUGUUACUAACCUCACCCAAUUACAAUUAGUUCUUUCUAAUUGUAUGACACAGGUAGGCUACAUUAAAACCUAGUAGGACUGUGUUUUGCUUGGGGCCCCACAAGCACCUGGCCUGCAGCCCAAAAGUUUUGGAAGCGGUGCCUUCUCUGCCCUGACACGUAGGGAUACACAUUCUGUUCUGCCUCUGAUGUUGACUUUGUUUCAGCGAUUAAAAAUGAACUGAAAACUAAAUAUCUCAUGGUGUUAACAUAGUUGUAUCAUUAUAAAUGUUUUAGAUGAAAAAUGUUGGACUGUUUCAAUAGUUAUGGAUUGUCUGAUGAAGAUUUAUUUCUAGGUUAAAUGUCAGAUAAAUAUGAUCAUAUUAUGUUAUUUUUUCAAGGCAUUUCUGUUUUAUGUGAAGGUAUGCACCUGGCCUAAGACUUGUGAGAUUUGAGACAAAUAACAAAUGUCAGACAGGCGUAUUUUAUGCUUUGGUCUCCCACCACAUUACCCUUUGCCCGGCCUUUCCCCACUCACCCAAGCCUUUCCAUCCCUCCUCACUUAUUCCUCUCUUCUUUUAUUUUACUCACGCCUACACAUGCAGACACAUUCAGCUAACAAAGAGCAGAGUGUUGUCAGAAUCUGUAAUCCAAAAACCUCACAGACCACUAAAUAUUCAUAUAACAAUACUCAACUUGUGCCACACUGCUCAAAUCUCCAUGUGUUAUUUUUUAUUUUUUUUAAAGUCAGAUGCUAAUAAAAACAUUCAAGUAAUGGCAAAGGUCAAAGUAGAGGUCAGAAGGUUAAGGGUAAAAUGAGAUUCCACAUAUAAUAUCCAUCUGGUGCAGUUAAAAUGCAGGUAAUAGUCAUGGAUCCAGUGUCUUCAGUGGAACUUGGGUUUGGUCAUAAACAAUGAAAAUUGAGAGAACCAGUCCCAGCAGGAAAAUGUAUUAGUUCAGCUGUUUCCAUCAUUUACUGCAGUGGCCACAUGGUGGAAUAAUUCAUUAGCCGGAACCUUGGGAAAAAUUGGAGAGGCUUCAUUAAAGGGCGAGUUUGGUGAAGUACAAAAUUUAUGGAAUGGAAAAUGGCCUUUAUUAAUUGUUGCUUUGAAGUUAAAACCAGCCUUUUCAGAUUUGGAAGUCUUAAGUCAUACUACAUGUAAUAGAAGCCUUUUUCUUUGGGUUACAUGUGCUGCUAUUUGAAGAAAAUGGUUUCAAUUUGAGUCUGCUUUUAAUAAAACUCAUCUCCGCAGGGGAAUUCAGGUAAGUCUUGCAUAACAAAUAAGAGGAAGCACAGUCUGUCUCCCCAAAGCCACAUUAAACCCUCCUCAUCCUCUGGUGCAAUCAUGAUGGAUUAAGGUCUCAUAAAGUCAGGCAUCCUUUCCUCUCAGUGAUCCCAGUGUAGCACAUUCUUUCAUUACCCACAACGUC
Xiphias gladius (swordfish) is the source of this 2262-nucleotide messenger RNA. RefSeq names its product RAN guanine nucleotide release factor (gene rangrf). Gene Ontology annotation, molecular function: small GTPase binding; guanyl-nucleotide exchange factor activity; sodium channel regulator activity. Gene Ontology annotation, cellular component: nucleus. The record is from RefSeq and is a predicted model, not a curated record. Gene Ontology annotation, biological process: regulation of sodium ion transmembrane transporter activity; regulation of membrane depolarization; heart contraction. Bases 266 to 847 code for a protein of 193 amino acids. Lineage: Eukaryota; Metazoa; Chordata; Actinopteri; Istiophoriformes; Xiphiidae. The transcript has 3 exons.